This is a messenger RNA of Diabrotica balteata, 1358 nucleotides long. Lineage: Eukaryota; Metazoa; Arthropoda; Insecta; Coleoptera; Chrysomelidae. The record is from the annotation of a GenBank genome assembly.
UUUCGAACCAGUUUCAUGCAAAUGACGUUUUUACUAAUUUCUGUUAUUGAUUUCGAAAAAAACAGCGUCUACAAUCACAAUAUAAAUAACUGAAUUUGUCUAUUUCGAGUUGUCGAAAUAGGGGAACUUUGACAGCAAAAAAUCUAGUGUAUGUAUUUAUAUCCCGUCGAUUGAAAAAGCGAAACAUGACAAAUUGUUCGAAUUUUAAGUUUUCGUAUCUGGUGUUAGUGUGUAGUUUUAUUUUGGUAGUAGCGACGAACGAUGCCAAAACAAACAAUUCAUCUGAACUUGUAGCUGUAGCUGUGAUUUUUAGGCAUGGUGACAGAUCCCCUAUGGCAUCUUUUCCAACCGACGAAUACUUUAAAGAAUCUUAUUGGCCUAUGGGAUUCGCACAAUUAACAAAGAAAGGAAUUCAGAGACAGUACAAACUAGGACAAUGGCUCCGCCAAAAAUACAGCGGCUUUUUGAAUGAAUUAUAUUUCAGUAAAGAUAUAUACGUUCAGUCCUCAAAUCUAGAUCGAUGUUUGAUGUCAGCUUCAGCCACAUUGGCUGGACUGUAUCCUCCAAAAGACGAUCAAGUAUGGAACGAUAAACUUCCAUGGCAGCCCGUUCCAGUUCAUGUAGGAUUAGAGACGUACAUAAGAAAACAAGAUUGUCACAAAUUCGUAAAACUAUACGCCAAAACGUUAAAAGUGUACAAUAAAGUUUUCAGAGAGAAAUAUUUACAGUUUUUCGAGAAUAUUUCCGCCCAUUCCGGAUUUGAAGAUGUAACUAUUUCUAACGUGGCUGCUGUGAGAAGUUCUUUGUAUAUCUACAAGAAUUACAAUACCUCGUUUAUUCCCGAAUGGAUAGGAAAAAUGGAUCAGAACACUUUGGAUUUUAUAGCAGGAACAAAAUACAUGAUCCCAGCUGCUACUCCAACUUUAACAAGACUUUCUGUAGGUGUUUUUUACAAUUACCUUUUUGAAAAUCUUGACAAGUUUAUUGACCCAUCGAUAAAAGACAAACCACAAAAAUUUAUGCUAAUGGCAACCCAUGAUACAACAAUAUCACCCAUAUUGUAUGGUUUGGGCCUGUAUGAUAUAAGGCCUAUUGGAUUUUCUGAUGCUUUUAUAAUAGAAUUAAGAAAACACAACAAAGGGGGCUAUUUUAUAAAUUUUCUGUUUAAAUCGGGUGAUAAAUUAGAACAUAAGGUUCUUAAAGAAUGCGAAUUCGAUUGCAACUAUAAUGCAGUUAAAGACUUAUUGAAAAAUGUGACUAUUGACGUAGAUACAAGAAGAAUUGAAUGUGCCGAAAGAGGAAAGAUGAUAAAGGAAGCGUUCAAAAGUGAUCAAACUCUCAUUAAUUAUUUUAAUUGA